Molecule: messenger RNA, 495 nt
Organism: Topomyia yanbarensis
Lineage: Eukaryota; Metazoa; Arthropoda; Insecta; Diptera; Culicidae
Gene: Phf5a
Product: PHD finger-like domain-containing protein 5A
Exons: 3
Coding region: 86-418 (110 amino acids)
Biological process (GO): mRNA splicing, via spliceosome
Cellular component (GO): catalytic step 2 spliceosome; U2 snRNP; U12-type spliceosomal complex
Source: RefSeq, a predicted model, not a curated record
CCUGUAGACCUUCCUGUUUCUUUUGACGCUGUUUAUUUUCAUAACGUUGUUUACGGGAGCGAUUUCAUCAAAAUUGAUUUGAACAAUGGCUAAGCAUCAUCCGGAUUUAAUUUUUUGCCGAAAGCAACCGGGUGUUGCCAUUGGCCGGCUCUGCGAAAAGUGCGACGGAAAGUGCGUUAUUUGCGACUCAUAUGUACGUCCGUGCACGCUGGUUCGGAUAUGCGAUGAGUGUAACUACGGUUCCUACCAAGGACGAUGCGUAAUCUGCGGCGGCCCAGGCGUUUCUGACGCUUACUACUGCAAAGAGUGCACUAUCCAAGAGAAGGAUAGAGACGGUUGUCCAAAGAUUGUUAAUCUUGGUAGCUCAAAGACGGAUCUGUUCUACGAAAGGAAAAAGUACGGAUUUAAACAGCGUUAAAAAUGGAAUAGAAUCAUGGAAACAAUUGUAAACAAAUACAAAAUAAUUUACAUAUAAUAAAACGGAUUUUACAUCAA